Messenger RNA from Tuber aestivum (summer truffle), 1544 nucleotides. Lineage: Eukaryota; Fungi; Ascomycota; Pezizomycetes; Pezizales; Tuberaceae. The record is from the annotation of a GenBank genome assembly.
ACUCUUUCACGCUCUUCAUCUUCCGACUAGUCCUUAUUUCAGAGUCCGCUUACAAACUUCUACCACCCUCCUCAGGUUUCGCCAUUUCGCCAUAAGUUUUUUUAAGGUUGGUUAUCGCCUUCUCUUGAUUCCCUUUAUCCUAUCUCCUUAACCUGGAAACAAAUUCUCCCGGUUUUUUGUUUUCUUGGCACGCUACACCAUACUUUACCCCGCGACCCCUCACAUUACAAGCCCCCCUUAAAUUCUCCUCUCAUUCUCCAUCGCUAAAAUUAGCGUGAGUAGUUUUUUUAACCUUUGGCUAGCUAUGGCAAACCACGACAAAGCUGCAUUGAACUUCCCAGCGUUUAUCAAGUAUCAGAGCACCUGGCAAUUCCCUGGUUUCAGGAUGGAGGCUCGUAAGAUCCGUUCGGCCGAGCUUAGAACCCAGGGCUCCAAGCUCGCUCUCCCUGCCAGGGCCGAUUUUCGUGGAACCGUUAAAAUCCACGGGGCCAAUGCCACCUUUGUCUUUCGUAACCACGAGAACCUUGCCGACGUGACUAUUCACUCACGCAACAGAGUCUUGGAUUCGGGGGUUGGGACUGGUGAUAAAAACGGUGUAGCCGAAUUCCUUGCUGGCGUUCCCCUUGAUAGACUAGCGCAGUCCUUUUUCGGAACCGGGAAGGCCAAGUUUAAGACUCUGAUUAUCGCCGGAGAAUUUGCCGGCAAAGAGGUCGACAAGGGAGUUGGCAUUUCCAGAUUGGAAAGAUUCUUUAUGGUGUUCAAUAUAUGUGUUGAUGACCUCUGGCUCUACAUGGGUCGUCUCUCCGGCGUCGCCCUUCCCGAGUAUCGCAUUUUCAACAUCAUAAACUACAAAACCUUCAAGGUAACCAUCAAUUUGAACGCCGGUACUACCGCCGUCGAACGCCAGAUGAUGGAAUACACCAAGGAGGUCGCUAAUGAAUGUCCAGUCGCGAAAGCCCUAGGCGGGAGUGGCGCCGGUGAGGCUAUCGUCUGGACCAUGCUCGUUCCCAUCCGCCAUCACCGCUCUAGAGUGCUUGGGUUCAAGACUAAAUCCGAUAUCUUUUCAGCCACUGCCUACGCCCCCCGUGCCCCCCCGGCCGCACCCAUGACCCGAGAACCCAAUAGCGUCAUGGAUGACUUUGUGAAUUAUGCCCUUGGCCAGCGUAGACUUGAGCAAGGUGUCGAGUACAUGGUGGAAAUGGGCAUCCCGUUGAAGGUCGAAAACGUUAAGAGCUUCGCUAGAUGGGUUACCGAUGAUACCCUCAAGGAGGAGGCCGAGCAAAUGAAGAUUAUGAAAGCCCAUCCCAGCUUGGUUUGUGUUAAGAUUGGGGAUCUAGCUAGAUAUUAGUUCUACAAGAACCUUGAGAAGAUUAUUGUAGAGAGUAAGCAUGGCCAGAUGUAGGGUUACAGAGAUGUCGUUUGUUAUUUCUGUUUGGUAUUUGGGGGAAUCCCCCUUGCAUUUCUUUGCCCUUUUCCCGGAUUUAUUGCUCCAGCAUUCCAUAGGUGUAGCUUUAUUAGGGAAUAAAAACUACCUAUGGGAGUAG